AACGUUCCCGGGCGCCAUGUUUGUCUUCCCCAGUGCCUGAGCUGUCAUUGGCGCUACCGCCAUCUUGGUACUCCUAUUCAUCAUGCCGGUCACCACCGAAAAGGAGUCGGAGCUCUCGGAGCGGAUCGAGGCGUUUAUAACCGGGCUGAAGCGGGGAACAGCGCGUCAGAACUCAGAGGAGACAGCCCGGGAGACUGUAGGCCUUCUGCGGAGAAUCAUAGCCCAGGCGAGAUGGGGGAACGCGGGCGAGUUGAUGGACAUUAUUCGGCGGGAGGGCAGAAGAAUGGCCGCUGCUCAGCCAUCGGAGACUACGGUGGGAAACAUGGUCCGGCGUGUGUUGAAGCUCAUCCGAGAGGAGUACGGCAGGCUACGAGGGUGCAGUGAGGAGAAUGACCAGCAGGAGUCGCUGCAUAAGCUGGUGACCGCAGAGGGGCUCAGUGAUGACUUCAACACGUCAUUCCCGCUGUUGAAGGCAAAUGUGAUUGAAGUUGUAAACGAGCUGCUGACUGAACUGGAGGGCACAACAGACAACAUUGCGGCUCAGGCCAAAGAGCACAUCCAUUCCAAUGAGGUUAUAAUGACAAUCGGACGUUCGCGGACUGUCCAGCUUUUUCUGGAAGAAGCGGCGCGCAAACGGAAAUUCCAUGUCAUCGUGGCAGAGUGCGCCCCCUUCUGUCAGGGCCAUGAUAUGGCAGCCAGUUUGUCUAAGGCAGGAAUAGAGACCACGGUGAUCACAGAUGCAGCCAUCUUUGCAGUCAUGUCGCGGGUCAAUAAGGUCAUCAUCGGAACUAAGACCAUCUUGGCUAACGGCUCCCUGCGGGCAGUGUCAGGGACACACACGCUGGCCCUAGCCGCAAAGCAUCACUCCACUCCCCUCAUUGUCUGUGCACCCAUGUUCAAGCUGUCCCCUCAGUUUCCUAAUGAAGAGGAUUCAUUUCACAAGUUUGUCUCCCCCCAGGAGGUCCUCCCAUUUUCAGAAGGUGAGAUCCUGUCGAAGGUGAGCGCUCACUGCCCCAUAUUUGACCACGUGCCUGUUGAGCUUAUCACAUUGUUCAUUUCCAACAUAGGAGGGAAUGCUCCAUCAUAUAUCUACAGACUGAUGAGUGAGCUGUACCACCCUGCUGACCACGACCUGUGAGAUUUCCAUUCUGCAAUAAUAAACAAAUGAAACACUG
This is a messenger RNA of Pseudophryne corroboree (corroboree frog), 1175 nucleotides long. It is a transcript of the gene EIF2B2, whose product is annotated as eukaryotic translation initiation factor 2B subunit beta. The record is from RefSeq and is a predicted model, not a curated record. The transcript is spliced from 8 exons. Gene Ontology annotation, cellular component: eukaryotic translation initiation factor 2B complex. Gene Ontology annotation, biological process: translational initiation. Gene Ontology annotation, molecular function: translation initiation factor activity; guanyl-nucleotide exchange factor activity. Bases 83 to 1138 code for a protein of 351 amino acids. NCBI's taxonomy places the organism in Eukaryota, Metazoa, Chordata, Amphibia, Anura, Myobatrachidae.